AUGUCGGGCAAGUACUCUGGCCUUCCAGACAUUGACUCGGCACCUGACGUUUUCGAGACUCCCGAUGAGCCGGCAUCAGCGCAACGACGGGACGAGGAGAAUGGCGAGGACAAUCGCAAGGCAUCAAUACCAUCUGCGGGCAAUGCCAUCGACACAUCUGAGCUCCCAUCUCGCCGCCUUGCGGGCGAAAAGUUUGACGAUCGCAACCCGGUUGUGAUCAGCAUUCCGUCCAAGGAGAGCCAAGUCACUCGGCUGCGACGUCUUCAAGCCGAGGUCGCACAACUCGAGACAGAAAUUGCUGCGACCGCUACGGAAAGCGACAGCUCCGCGUCACCGAAACGUCGCUCUGUUCUUCCACCACGCCAGCCAGUCGACAUUGUCACAGAGCUGUCCAUUCUCCGCGAGAAGCUGAACUCGGCUUCGAACAACAUCGCUACCGCAUCGUCACAGCCCGAGUUUGACGACUGGUCUGGUAGGCUACAGCAGCUUGGAACGCUGAAGGAAGGAAAGCCUGCUCCUCCUGACUCAAACGUUGUGGCGCCUGGGGAUGGCAACCGCACGCGCCUGGGCGACGUUGACUCGCGCUUGGCGGCGUUGGAGCGGUUGGUCGGCGUUUCGGAUAGCCCGCAGGAGAUGUCCUCUAUCUCUCUCAUCGACUCUGUGAGCCGAAUGGACCACCUCCUCAACGUUCUUACCCAACCUCGUCACCUGGACUCCAUCGCGAGGCGUGUCAAACUGCUACUUGUUGAUCUGGACAGAGCGUCGACAGCGGUUCGCCGUGGAGGCAACUCUGGUGUUGGUUCCUCAUCUGAACGUGCGGCCGGUGGACUGUCCCCAGCAGACCAGGAAGCGCUACACGGUCUCUUUCGACUGUUGCCGCGGCUCGAUCCCCUUAUCCCCGUUGUCCCUCCUCUCCUUGCUCGUCUUCGCAGUCUGUCGGGCCUGCAUGCCGAGGCUCUUGGCAUUGCGGCCGACCUCCGUAUCCUGCAAUCCAACGAUCGCAACAUUACCGAGGAGGAACGUGAACUACAGUCUAUUGUUUCUGGCGUCCAGCAAGGCGUUACUGAAGCAGCGACAAGUAUUUCGAAGAACUGGGAGUCCAUACAGGGAAGGAUUAACCAGUUGGAGCAACGGCUGCAGGUGCUGGUAGACUGA
This is a messenger RNA of Apiotrichum porosum, 1155 nucleotides long. RefSeq lists its product as uncharacterized. The transcript has 5 exons. The record is from RefSeq and is a predicted model, not a curated record. Gene Ontology annotation, biological process: mitotic spindle organization. The coding region runs from base 1 to 1155 and encodes 384 amino acids. Gene Ontology annotation, cellular component: cytoplasm; dynactin complex. NCBI's taxonomy places the organism in Eukaryota, Fungi, Basidiomycota, Tremellomycetes, Trichosporonales, Trichosporonaceae.